Molecule: messenger RNA, 2375 nt
Organism: Salvia hispanica
Lineage: Eukaryota; Viridiplantae; Streptophyta; Magnoliopsida; Lamiales; Lamiaceae
Source: RefSeq, a predicted model, not a curated record
CUUAUGUUCCAUUCUGCUCAGAAUUGUUGUUUUAAUCUUAGCUGCUAUUGCGCGAUAAUUGUUUCAUAUUCAUUAUACGCCAUUUUGAUUCUGGAUUUUUUGGAGGAGGGAUGAGCAGCUAAUAUUUUGGUAGAAAUCUUGAAUCUAAGAAAACUGUGUGAUCCAUAUGGUUGAACGUUUACCGGUCGGUAGAAAAUGCUCUUCUGCGGCGCACUGCAUCACCGGCAUUCUCUAGUCCCCAUCCUUUUAUCUCACAGCCAGUUUUCGCCAUGUCGAGAUUAUUGAAAGUUGGGAACAUUAGGAGAGCAUUUCGAUCUUUUCGGACAAAACGAGCUAGUGUCUCUUCGGAAGAGGUGAAAUAUGGGCCCAUGGUUCGAGCAGGGCUGUGUACUCCUCAAUAUAGAUUGUUCUCACAGUAUUUAUUGCCUAAAGCAGAGCAUGCCCCAAAUGCAACAUAUAAAGUGGGAAAAAUUUUCUGCAAUAGCUGCACCAGGAAUUACACAUCUGUUGCUUCUAGCGGUUCUAUAGCCUAUAAUGCGCAAGUUGUUUGGAAGAGGUUGGCUCAGGCAUCUGCACUUGAUGGGAGCAAAACUCAUCACACCAUUAACCGAAUUGCUCAGGCGGUCAGCUUGGGUUUGAGCCGUUCUUACAUUGUGGUUCCUGGUAUAUUUACUAUGAUGUGUGGAUCCCAGAUGACAUUUGCGUAUUCUGUUCCAGAAACAGAUGUUAUUCCACCGAGGAACAGUUUAUACACGCAUGCUGAGGACAGCCAUCUUUUCCUGACCAGACUGAUAAUUUCUAUUUUUGAGAGCCUUAUCUUGUUGCUGAGAGCUAUACAUCUCAGUUUUCUGUUUGCACCAAGCAUUGCCAUGGCUCCAUUUGCAGAUAGUUUCGGACCUGAGUUUAGGAAGUUAUGGCUUAAGGUUGUUCAUCGAACUCUUGAAACAGCAGGCCCAGCAUUCAUAAAAUGGGGACAGUGGGCGGCCACACGGCCAGAUCUAUUCCCUAGAGACUUGUGUAUUGAACUGUCGAAACUUCACACCAAAGCCCCCGAACAUAGCUUUGCAUACACUAAGAAGGCUGUUGAGAAAGCUUUCGGCCGUAAAAUAUCAGAAAUUUUUGAUGACUUUGAGGAAGAACCUGUGGCCUCUGGAAGCAUUGCACAAGUGCAUCGAGCUUCUUUGCGGUCUCGCUACCGUGGUCUCCAGGUCAAACCAAUGCUAGUUGCAGUUAAGGUGAGACAUCCAGGUGUUGGUGAGUCAAUAAAAAGGGAUUUUGAGAUAAUUAAUGCAGUGGCAAGAAUGUCAAGGUUCAUUCCUGCUCUGAAUUGGCUGAGGCUCGAUGAAAGUGUCCAGCAGUUUGCAGUUUUCAUGAUGUCUCAAGUUGAUCUAGCACGAGAAGCUGCUCAUUUGAACCGCUUCAUAUAUAAUUUUCGCCAAUGGAAGGAUGUUUCUUUCCCAAAGCCUGUAUAUCCUUUAGUUCAUCCAGCUGUGUUAGUGGAAACUUUUGAGCACGGAGAAAGUGUUUCUCACUAUGUGGAUGUGCUUGAGGGGAAGAAUGAUAGAACAAGUAGUGCUCUUGCCCACAUUGGAACCCAUGCCCUGCUGAAGAUGCUCCUGGUGGACAACUUUGUUCAUGCUGAUAUGCAUCCUGGAAACAUCCUAGUUCGUGCUCCUCAGAAAAAGCCCACUCGCAAAAAGAUAUUCAAAACUAAGCCACAUGUUAUAUUCCUCGACGUUGGGAUGACUGCUGAACUAUCCAAAAAUGAUCGUGUAAAUUUACUGGAAUUCUUCAAGGCUGUUGCGCGUAGAGAUGGGCAAACUGCAGCAGAGUGCACACUGAGAUUGUCAAAGAAACAGAAUUGUCCAAAACCUGAGGCCUUCAUUGAGGAAGUGAGAGAAUCAUUUGAUUUCUGGGGUACACCAGAAGGAGAUUUGAUCCAUCCAGCUGAAUGCAUGCAGCAACUGCUUGAGAAAGUUCGGCGCCAUAAAGUAAAUGUUGAUGGGAACGUUUGCACUGUGAUGGUGACGCUUCUGGUCCUUGAGGGGUGGCAACGGAAGCUCGACCCGGAUUAUGACGUGAUGCAUACACUGCAGACGCUGCUUCUAAAAUCCGACUGGGCUGCAUCACUUUCUUACACAAUCGAAGGGCUGAUGGCACCAUGAGUGGUCUGAAAAACAAUUUUUUAAAAUGUAGAAACACACUCUUUAAGGCGAAAUUGUAUAUCACUUGACAGAAUCAUAAGUAUACAUUAGUUCUCGGCAUAAUUCCUUGACAUCUCACAAUUUUGUAAGAAUAUGGUUGGUAUCUUGUAUUCUUUUUCUCUGAAAAAACAGCGAUAAGGCGACCUUGAGGUUAAUAAUCGCCUGCAAAUA